GAGGUGGGCCGCUGUAUUGUUGCAGAGCUUGUGGGAAGUAGGGGUUUGAUUUCCGCUUCUGGGUGAGAUUGCAUGCGCCCUCUUAAACGCUUUCUAGGGUUUUUCUACUUCUCUUCUAGAUUUUCCAAAAGAGAAGAAGUUUUCUUGUAGAGUCAGAUUACUUGUUUAAGAAAUGGAAAAUCAAAAUUCUGCAAAAGAGGAGGUGGAUGAACUCCCUCUUCCUCCUCCUGUUGUGCCAUCCAAUGUAGCUCCUAUUAAAGUUCAGAAUGACAUUCCUUCGAGUGAGCCCUUGAAGAAGAAAAGGGUACCAAUGUCUCGGCCUGGUUUUGCUCGGAAAGGCCAGCCCAUAUCUCUGUUAACAAAUCACUUCAAAGUUUCUACUCGGAAUGUUGAUGAUUUCUUCUUUCACUACAGUGUUAACCUAAAAUAUGAAGACGAUAGACCUGUGGAUGGGAAGGGAAUUGGUAGAAAGGUGGUAGAUAAGAUGCAACAAACUUAUGAUACUGAGCUCGGAAAGAAGGGCCUAGCUUAUGAUGGCGAAAAGACUUUGUUCACAAUUGGCCCUCUUCCCCAGAUCAAGAAUGAGUUCACUGUCAUACUUGAUGAUAUGCCUUCAAAGAGAAAUGGUAGUCCUGGUGGAAAUGAUAGUCCUGGUGAAGGAGAGCGUAAGCGUGCUAGGCGCUCCUAUAAUGCAAAGACUAUCAAAGUUGAGCUUAGCUUUGCAGCUAAAAUCCCAAUGCAAUCCAUUGCGCUGGCCUUGAAGGGCCAAGAGACUGAAAACACGCAGGAAGCAUUACGAGUACUUGAUAUUAUUCUACGACAACAUGCUGCCAAGCAGGGUUGCCUGCUUGUACGCCAAUCAUUUUUUCACGAUAAGCCAUCCAAUUAUACAGAUUUGGGUGGUGGAGUUAUGGGAUGCAGGGGGUUUCACUCAAGUUUCCGCCCUGUUCAAGGCGGCCUGUCCCUAAAUAUUGAUGUGUCUACUACAAUGAUUGUAAGACCUGGGCCUGUUGUUGAUUUCCUUAUUGCGAAUCAAAAUGUGAGGGACCCAUUUCAAAUUGACUGGGCAAAAGGAAAGCGGAUGCUAAAAAAUUUGCGAGUGAAGGUUGGAAACUUAGAAUACAAGAUAGUUGGUUUAAGCGAUUUACCAUGUGAUCAGCAGAUGUUUACUCUUAGGCAGAAAGGUGAUGGGGACAACGCCAUGGAGAUUACUGUACAUGAAUAUUUUGUGAGACAUCGGGGGAUACCAUUGAGUUAUUCUGGUGGACUCCCUUGCAUUAAUGUUGGAAAGCCAAAACGACCAACAUAUUUCCCCAUUGAGCUUUGCAAUCUGGUCUCUCUGCAAAGAUACACAAAAGCAUUGACAGUUAUUCAGCGGUCAGCUCUUGUUGAAAAAUCAAGGCAAAAGCCUCAAGAAAGAAUGUCAUCUUUAAAUAAUGCUUUGAAAUACAGUAAUUAUGAUGCUGACCCUAUGUUGAAAGCAUGUGGAAUUUCUAUCAACACCAACUUUACCCAAGUUGAUGGUCGUGUGUUGCAGGCUCCCAAGUUGAAGGUUGGAAAUGGUGAAGAUUUUCUACCCAGAAAUGGUCGAUGGAAUUUCAAUAAUAAGAAAUUAAUGGCCCCUACCAAAGUAGAGCGAUGGGCUGUUGUCAACUUUUCUGCUCGUUGUGAUAUUAACAAUCUCAUAAGGGACCUUAUCAAAUGCGGAAAUAUGAAAGGAGUUCUUGUUGAACAGCCAUUUGAUGUUUUUGAAGAGAGUCCUUCCAUGAGGAGGGCCCCUCCUCCUACAAGAGUGGAUGACAUGUUUGAACAAAUUAGAACCAAACUUCCUGGUGUGCCAAAGUUUCUUCUUUGCCUUUUGUCUGAGAGAAAAAAUUCUGACGUCUAUGGACCGUGGAAGCGUAAAUGCCUUGCAGAGUUUGGAAUUGUAACACAAUGCAUUGCGCCCAUUAGAGUUAAUGAUCAAUAUUUGACAAAUGUGCUGUUAAAGAUUAAUGCAAAGCUUGGUGGCUUAAACUCACAAUUACAAAUAGAAAAUACUCCUGCUAUUCCAAUCAUCUCAAGGGCUGCAACAAUUAUUUUAGGAAUGGAUGUCUCGCAUGGUUCUCCAGGACGAUCUGAUGUGCCUUCAAUUGCUGCAGUUGUUAGUUCAAGGCAGUGGCCAUUGAUUUCGAAGUAUAGGGCAUCAGUAAGGACGCAAUCAUCCAAGGUUGAAAUGAUUGAUUCCUUAUUUAAACCAACAGCAGAAGAUGAUGAUGGUAUAAUUAGGGAGUUGCUUAUUGAUUUCUAUACAAGUUCUGGGAAGAGAAAGCCAGAUCAAAUAAUUAUUUUCAGGGAUGGAGUGAGUGAGUCUCAAUUCAAUCAGGUUUUGAACAUCGAGUUGGAUAAAAUUAUUGAGGCUUGCAAGUUUCUUGAUGAACAGUGGUCCCCUAAGCUUACGUUGAUGAUUGCGCAGAAAAACCACCAUACAAAAUUUUUUCAGUCUGGUGGCUCUCCUGACAAUGUUCCACCGGGGACUGUAGUUGACAAACAAGUUUGUCAUCCCAAAAAUUAUGACUUCUACAUGUGCUCACAUGCUGGAAUGAUUGGUACUAGCAGGCCUACUCACUAUCAUGUCUUGUUAGAUGAAAAUGGUUUCAGUCCUGAUGAUCUUCAAGAGCUUGUCCAUUCACUUUCUUAUGUAUAUCAAAGGAGCACAACUGCAAUAUCUGUAGUGGCGCCCAUAUGUUACGCCCAUCUUGCGGCAGCGCAAGUUGGCCAAUUCAUGAAAUUCGAGGACAAGUCUGAAACAUCUUCGAGCCAAGGGGGGAUGACUGCCGCUGGUGCGGCGCCCGUACCUGAACUCCCACGCCUCCAUGAGAAUGUUAGGAGUUCAAUGUUCUUUUGCUAGGAAGAGCGCGGUUCACAUUACUUCAGUUGCCACCUAUAAUUUGAUGCGUGCUUUGGCACGUUUCUCAGGAACUUGUGCAGGAGAUUGUUUUAGUUGUAUUUUGUUUGGAACAAUCUCGACUUACUUACCCUUCGGCCCGCACAGUGGGGGUAAUGAACAGCUUUAUCUCAUCAGUUAGUUGUCACGAAACUAGUUUAUUCUGCUAAUGACUUCUAUCUAGUACAGUAGCUUAUUUUUUGGACUCGUUGAGUUACUGUAUUUUUAGCUAGUAGUUUUGCUAUCAGAUAGAUCUUAUGAUGUUUAGCACUGUCUUAAACUUACGGAUGAACUUAACGGGAAAUGUUGAAACUAAAUCUUCAAAAUUAAGCAUUGUGAAUGACAUGGUUUUGUACAA
This is a messenger RNA of Dendrobium catenatum, 3284 nucleotides long. RefSeq names its product protein argonaute 4B. Gene Ontology annotation, molecular function: protein binding; RNA binding. Bases 173 to 2890 code for a protein of 905 amino acids. The transcript has 23 exons. The record is from RefSeq and is a predicted model, not a curated record. Gene Ontology annotation, biological process: regulatory ncRNA-mediated post-transcriptional gene silencing. NCBI's taxonomy places the organism in Eukaryota, Viridiplantae, Streptophyta, Magnoliopsida, Asparagales, Orchidaceae. Gene Ontology annotation, cellular component: cytoplasm.